AGUGCCUCUACUUCCAUACAAGUCGAAGCAUUUCUACACCAUUUGAAAAUUUCCUUUUAAGUACAAUCAUCUAUCCCCACAACGUUCAGCAAUUAAAUCAAGUUUAAGUUACUUUUCGUUCGUCCUCAUAUCUCUGAAAUUGAAUCUUCGCUUCUCAGCAGCACAAAGAAAGUAAGCAGACAAACCAAAUUCAAUUAUGGCGGAGUCUUCUCAAGAAAUUCUGACCUCGUCCGAGGAGCCCCUGAGCGACGAGCCUCAGCAAGCGCCGGCUGUGAUUCCGAGCCCGCCUCGAGGGCCGAGUCAGAGUCAGCAGGAUGCAGUCGCCCCGCGGGGACCUUCGCAAAGCGCUGCUCGCGGACCGUCGCAGAGCGCCGCCCGAGGGCCAUCGCAAAGCGGUGUGCAACGACCGCCCUCGCAGGCCGCGAGCUUAAUUCCAAGUUCCGCCGACCAAUCGCGCAAGCCCUCGCAGCUGCAACUGGACCUGGCGGCCGCGCGCGCACCAUCCCAAGCUGCUGCGAGUCGUGGACCGUCCCAACGUCCACCGUCUACACAAGUACAACAAGAGCAAGUGGCCCCCCGUGGCCCCUCGCAAAGCGGCGCGGCCCGCGCGUCUGCGCGGAAGCCGGAGGGCGGGUCGCAGUACGGGCAGCAGGCAGCAUCGAGUCCUGGCGAGGGGGCGCAAGAGGUUGAUCUAGAUGUCGACCAAUUCCAACGUUUCGAGAACAUUGCGGACCAGCUGACCGCUCAGGAGAAGGCACGGCAGGCGCAGGAGUACGCCGCUGCUUCGUCCCAGCUGCAGCGAGCCUCGGCAUUGCGGGCAGGCCAACAAAACCGAAAACAGCCUCAACCGCAGUUUACCGCGUUCGCGCUCCCGGGUAGCGGCCUCCCCGCACAGCAGCCGGGCGCCUCCCCCGCGCAAACUCCGCGCGGAAAGGCCGCCGCCCGAAAUCAGGCCGGCGGACGUGCCCGCGUCUCUCCGCGGGCCGCACGACAGCCGACUCCGCAGAGCAGCCUGCCGCUCAUGCUAUUCUGCUGUGGCACUGUUAUCAUGGUCUGCGUUGUAUUCUACGCGUGCUGCUUGUCGAGCCGGAGCCCAAGUGAGUACCGCAGCAAGCAUGGGCACGCACGGGGUAACACUAAAACAAGCAGUGACGAGGUGUGCAACGAAAUGGACCCCGUUAACUUCGCGCACGGGAAGGAUAUGGAGGCUGUGGACGACUACCGGGCCGUUUUCACUGUGUCCACUUCAGCGGAGUGCCAGACCAAGUUGGACGCAUUUCAGGUACAGUCGUGAUGAAAAACAAAGCUACUAUCUUGUCAGUCGGUAGCGGUAGGCAGUGGUACAGCGCUGAUAUGAAAAAGUGAGAAAGUGUAGUCCAGCAGCACAACACGACCGCAUUAUAGCUUUGUGUUGAGCUCAAGAUGUUGAUGUAGUUUUGCUGAUUCUGCUUUGCGUUCUUGAUGUGUUGCUUUACAGAGGAAGAAAUUAAUGUCGUUUAUUUCUUUGUCGUGGUCUUUUUUUCUUUCUGUUUCUCUGUUGUUGUCACGGCCAUUUAGUGAACAAGUUCUGGAUUUGAAACUUCCUACAGUUGAAUGGCGAGGAUGCUGCGGUGUUUCAAACUGGGUUAAAAACGGCGGCUGACGUGAACACCACGGAAUUGGCCCAGGUCAUGGCUGAGGGGGUAUACGGGGAUCAGCAAAAAGUGACGUAUCCUUACGUGCCAUUUGCGGUGUUCUACCCCAAGACUGCCUCCAAAAACUGUCGUCUUUUUACGAAGUGCGUCCGAGUCAGUUGCGAGGCUGCCAUCAUGAUCAACGAAGCGGACUGCAGCGAAACGAAACUUCUCCAGAACCGCAAGCGGGCUGGGCUUGGACGCUCACUUCUCGAUGCCGUCAACCUAGUCAAUCAAACUACCUCCACGACCGGGGGCAACAACCACGGACCCGACGCUAGGGCAGCACAAGGAGAGCAGAAUGUGGCGGAUGCGGACAGUGCUGCGGACGGUGCGUCGUCGUCUGGCGAGGGAGGACACAAGAGCGUGGACCAAGGGGAAAAUGGGGCAACAUCGGGAGGGCAUCACGCUGGAGGACCUGGUCACGGCGCGGCUCCCAGCCCGGCAAAUGCUACCGGACCCGGAACAAAGCCGGGCGACGCAAUCAGUGGCGGAAGUCAUGAAGGAGGGAAAGGUGAUGAUGCUACUGCUAACGGUACUACCCCUGGUGUCCACGCGCAGAACGGUCCCCCCAGCGGUAAAUCCGAGGCACCUCAGCCCAGUGCUGGCAAGAACGCAACUGGCGCCACUGCAGGAUCUCCACCGCUGGCAACGCAAUCGGCGCCUCUUCCCCCGACCCCGCAGAUUUCUUACAUGCCGAGGAACCCCUACACUCAUCACCAAGAAUCGGACACUGCUUCCAGUUUUGCCGCUGGUACUUCAUCUAUGGGCGCCAAAGUGAACACGGACGUGUCGAAUUUGCAGUCGUUUUUGGCGCUGAGCCGCCGAGUUUUUCCGGUCCUGGACUCCAUCGUGGCCUCCGGCGCAGCAAAAAAGCGGGAGGAUGGCAAGAAAGCCAAGAAGAAAACCAAAAAGAAGCUUCUUCACCAAGAGGAGGUCUUUUUGGAGGUGUAA
Molecule: messenger RNA, 2627 nt
Organism: Amoebophrya sp. A120
Lineage: Eukaryota; Dinophyceae; Syndiniales; Amoebophryaceae
Source: the annotation of a GenBank genome assembly